UCUCUCUCUCCCCUGCCCCCCCAGCAUGGCAGCCACGGUGUUUGUGCAGCCCCUGGACCUGGUGAAGAACCGCAUGCAGCUGAGCGGCGAGGGGGCCAAGACGAAAGAGUACAAGACGAGCUUCCACGCCGUGGGCAGCAUCCUCCGCAAGGAGGGCGUGCGGGGCAUCUAUACUGGGCUCUCUGCUGGCCUCCUGCGCCAGGCCACGUACACCACCACCCGCUUGGGCAUCUACACUAUCCUCUUCGAGAAGCUCACGGGCGAGGACGGGCGGCCCCCCAACUUCUUCGUCAAGGCCCUGAUCGGAAUGACGGCGGGGGCUGUCGGGGCCUUCGUGGGCACGCCGGCUGAGGUGGCGCUCAUCCGGAUGACGGCCGACGGCAGGCUUCCCCCGGACCAAAGGAGAGGAUACACGAACGUCUUCAACGCGCUGCUGAGGAUCACCCGCGAGGAGGGGGUGCCCACGCUCUGGAGAGGGUGUGUGCCCACCAUGGCUCGGGCAGUGGUGGUCAACGCAGCCCAGCUGGCUUCUUACUCCCAGUCCAAGCAGUUCUUACUGGACUCUGGCUACUUCCGAGACAACAUCUUCUGCCACUUCUGCGCCAGCAUGAUCAGCGGGUUGGUGACGACGGCUGCCUCCAUGCCCGUGGACAUCGCCAAGACCAGGCAAGGCUGCGGGACAGGGACUCCCGGGCCCAGAAGCAGACGUGGGCCCUGGCAGGAGGGGGACGUGCUGAUGAAGGUGGUCCGCUACGAGGGUUUCUUCAGCCUGUGGAAAGGCUUCACCCCCUACUACGCCCGCCUGGGCCCCCACACGGUCCUCACCUUCAUCUUCUUGGAGCAGAUGAACAAGUUCUACCGGAAGUUCUUCCUCAGUGCCUGAGGGCAGCAGGAUCCGGGGCCUGCGGGGUGCAAGGAGGCGAGUGCGGGGCCAGGAGCACCCCCCCACCCCACCCCCCCAGCGGUCCUGCCUCCCUCUGUGUCUGUCGUGGCUUCUUGCAUCUAAGCCAAUCAUGAAGAGAGAACUGGGGGGGGGACAAGUUAAUUUAUUUUCAGAGGGAGGGGGGCCCAGCUGCUUCUGUGGGGCAUCUGCCGCCAUCUCCCGCUGAACGGCCUCUGCCCGGGGGGGGGGCCCUGGGCUGGCUGCUGGCCACCCCCCACCCCCACCCCCACUUGGCUUUGAACUUAGUAAAACCAAUCAUGGUCUUAGU
Molecule: messenger RNA, 1211 nt
Organism: Gekko japonicus
Lineage: Eukaryota; Metazoa; Chordata; Lepidosauria; Squamata; Gekkonidae
Gene: SLC25A11
Product: solute carrier family 25 (mitochondrial carrier; oxoglutarate carrier), member 11
Exons: 6
Coding region: 26-883 (285 amino acids)
Biological process (GO): malate transmembrane transport; thiosulfate transport; oxaloacetate transport
Molecular function (GO): antiporter activity; thiosulfate transmembrane transporter activity; oxaloacetate transmembrane transporter activity
Source: RefSeq, a predicted model, not a curated record